AUGUCGCAGAAUCCUGAGCCAUCGAGAACUGGCUCUAUCAUAUUACACUCGACGUCCCUCUCUAGUACUGAUUCGGAAUCACUUAUAUCACGGCCUGAAUCACAACGUCCCCAGAAUAGAGAGUCGGUGAAAACAAGAUCAAGAUCAAGAUCACUUCAGAGCGCUAGGCACAUUGAUAGAAUAUAUUCUGGUCGGCAUCUGGACGACCAGUCCAUUUAUCACAGUGAUGAUGCCGCAUAUGACGACAGUGAUCCGGAACUGGAUGGCUCCUCGGCAGAUAGUAGCGAGGAUAGAGUUAAGACAACUAUUGAAGUCCAAGGUAGGAUAGUGAACGAACGAGACCGGGACCUGGAAAAAGGUGACCAGGUUCCAUCUGGUCUGGAGAAGUCGCGAACAGCGAGGUCUGACAGAUCACACCAAGAUGCAAAAUUGGUCACAUGGAAAGGCCCUGAUGAUCCAGAGAAUCCCAAGAAUUGGCCGAUGAAGAAGAAAUGGGCUUCCGUUAUCACAGUCUCCCUUUUUACGUUCAUAUCGCCAGUUUCGUCGUCCAUGGUUGCGCCGGCUUUGCCAUCUAUUCGAGCAGACUUUAACAUCCAAGACGAGGUUAUAUCACAACUCACCCUGUCCAUCUUUGUCUUGGCGUAUGCAGUGGGCCCGCUCUUUCUUGGGCCACUGUCUGAAAUAUACGGUCGAGUCAUUGUCCUUCAACUCGCCAAUCUGUUCUAUCUAGUGUUUAACAUUGCAUGCGGUGUCGCCCAGAACAAGGCGCAGAUGAUCGUCUUUCGAUUUCUGGCCGGCCUGGGCGGCAGCGCUCCGUUGGCUAUCGGUGGCGGUGUUCUCUCAGACUGCUUUAAGCCGGAACAACGUGGUAAAAGCGUUGCCAUCUACAGUCUGGCCCCUCUUCUCGGUCCAGCUGCCGGUCCCGUUGCUGGAGGUUUCAUCUCUGAAAACACCACUUGGCGUUGGGUAUUCUAUGCUACCUCAAUCGUAGACGGAGUCAUCCAAGUGGCUGGGCUUUUCUUCCUUCAAGAAACAUACGGCCCCAAAAUCCUCCGAGCACGAGCCAAAGCCAUUCGCAAAGAAACUGGCGAUGCAUCAUUCCAAACAGAAGCUGAGCGACAAAAUAAAACCCUUCUCCAAGUUCUCCGUGCAGCACUUAUCCGUCCGUUCCGUCUCAUCUCUACUCAGCCCAUCAUACAAGUUAUGGCGACUUACAUGGCUUUUACCUACGGUACCAUGUACUUCGUCCUCUCCACAUUCCCUGCUCUCUGGACCAGUCCCAAAUACUACAACGAAUCCACCGGCAUCGGCUGCCUGAACUACAUCUCGCUGGGCCUCGGAUUCUGGUUCGGAUCCCAAGUCUGCGCCCCUCUCAACGACCGCAUCUACGGCCGUUUAAAGGCCCGGAACAACAACACCGGCCGCCCAGAGUUCCGUGUCCCCCUCCUAUCUUUAUCCGCCAUCCUUACUCCCGGCGGUCUCUUCAUCUAUGGCUGGACGGCCCAGACCCAUCACCACUGGAUCGCGCCUAACAUCGGCGCCCUACUCUUCGGCAUGGGCAACAUCGUUACCUUCCAAUGCAUCCAGACUUACAUGGUAGAUGCGUAUACGAGGUUCGCGGCGAGCGCUCUCGCAGCGGCUGCGUGUCUGCGGUCUCUGGCGGGCUUCGGAUUCCCGCUUUUCGCACCGUAUAUGUAUAAUAAACUGGAGUAUGGGUGGGGGAAUAGUUUGUUGGCGUUUAUGUCUAUUGCGUUGGGGAUUCCGGCGCCGAUCUUUUUGUGGACGUUUGGGGAGAAGUUGAGGAGGAUGAGUCCUUAUGCGGCUGGUUAG
This is a messenger RNA of Aspergillus tanneri, 1830 nucleotides long. RefSeq names its product MFS transporter. Gene Ontology annotation, biological process: transmembrane transport. Gene Ontology annotation, molecular function: transmembrane transporter activity. The record is from RefSeq and is a predicted model, not a curated record. The transcript is spliced from 4 exons. Lineage: Eukaryota; Fungi; Ascomycota; Eurotiomycetes; Eurotiales; Aspergillaceae. The coding region runs from base 1 to 1830 and encodes 609 amino acids.